Dermacentor albipictus is the source of this 870-nucleotide messenger RNA. NCBI's taxonomy places the organism in Eukaryota, Metazoa, Arthropoda, Arachnida, Ixodida, Ixodidae. The record is from RefSeq and is a predicted model, not a curated record.
CCGACGGGUAGUGCACAUUCGCUUUAUUGCAGUCGUACUCGCGGCACGCUAUAGAACGACGGAUUCGAGAUGCGUCACCACGCGAGUGCAUUCCUGCCUCACCUGCUUCUGCUAGUGGCUGCGUGCACAGCGCAGACGCUACUUACUCUAGAAGAAUGCGAAGAAAAGAGACCCGCUUUCAAGACUGUCACCAUUUCGCCUUGCCACAAAGAUCCUUGCGUGCUCAAGAUAGGCGAGAAAUACAACGUCAGCUUCUCCUUCGAAGCGACUAGCGACGCAGACUUCAUGAGGCUGACCACGGCGGCGGUCCAACAGCAAACCAACACGAGGAGCAUCCGGUUCGUGCGCUCGGCAGGCUGCCGCUCCGCCGACCUGCCCUGCAACGUGACCAAGGGGGAGGUCGCCCAAGGAUCAGGGAAACUGAGUCUGUCCGGUGCAUACGUGCCCGGCAACAUGACCUACGAGCUUGAUGUCGCCGGGAACAAGGAAACGUUCGCAUGCGGAGUCGCCCACCUGACCGUCGAAUGAACGGUUCCAUCGAAGACGAGUCACGUGACAUAGAGAAGAAACGCGCAGGCCCAGCUUACCAUGCUUGCACGAGCAGACUGCUGCCAAGCUGCUUUCGCCGAGGGACGUGAAGCCGAACUGCCGCUUAUUUCUUCACUCAGCAUUCGUGGGUGGUGUGACCUGGAAUCAAUGUGCACAUUUAACGCUGUGUGUUCUUUAAUGUCUGUUUUCGAUCUAGCCGCUCAAGUUUUUGAAAUUGUACACAACUAAAUUGUUGAUAUGCAGUGUGCCCUUCGACACGCGCUGAAGAUCGCAGUUUAUUAUGACAAUGCUUAAGUGAAUAAAGGUAGCAGCAUGAAUGGA